AUGCACCUAGGAUACUCUUUGCCAAGAUCAAGACAUGCCCGUAGAUCAAGACUGUCCGUGUGCGACACGAAAAGAGCAGAAAUUGCCACUUUCACGAUGUCGGAACCGGUCUCUCGUUCAAAAGCACGACGGCCAAGCACAAUGAUCCUCGGUUCAUCGCCCCAACAAAAGGCGAUGGCCCAAAGCGAGUGUCACCUGGACAAGCCACCCACCAUGAAGCAUUCUGACCCCAGUCAAGUCUGCAAUGGCCCGGCAAUGAAUGUCUGCAAAGAUAUGUUUGGCUCCUCUGACACCGCCCAAGCAACGUAA
Molecule: messenger RNA, 309 nt
Organism: Fusarium graminearum PH-1
Lineage: Eukaryota; Fungi; Ascomycota; Sordariomycetes; Hypocreales; Nectriaceae
Exons: 2
Coding region: 1-309 (102 amino acids)
Source: RefSeq, a predicted model, not a curated record